ACAACUACAACACAGCCUUUCCCUGACCCUCCCGUAUUCUUAUCAAUCUCCAGUGACUACAUUUCUUCAUCUAGCUGAGAAAACGUUGUAGUAAGACGAUGAGUAGUGAAAAAUACCCCAGGUCUUCAAUUGAAGACGAUUUUAACUAUGGCACAAAUGUUGCUACAGCCAGUGUCCAGAUACGUAUGGACUUCCUGAGGAAGGUAUACACCCUCCUGAGCUUGCAGAUCAUUCUGACAACAGCAACCUCUGCCCUCUUUAUGUUCUCUCAAACCAUCAAGGAGUUUGUCCAUGCCAGUCCUGCUGUGGUUUUGGUCUCUGCCCUGGGCUCUCUGGUUCUGCUGUUGGCCCUGGCCAUGUACAGACACCAACAUCCAGUCAACCUCUACCUGCUGCUUGUAUUUACUCUGCUGGAGGCAGUGUCUGUGGCCACAGCUUUGACCUUCUAUGAGUACUCCACUGUGCUGCAAGCCUUGUUCCUGACCUGUGCUGUGUUUGCUGGACUGACAGCCUAUACCUUCCAGUCAAAGAGAGACUUCAGCAAAAUGGGAGCAGGACUGUUCUCCUGGCUGUGGAUCCUCAUCAUUGCAGGCUUCAUGAAGUUCUUUUUCAACAGUGACAGCACAGAACUGGUCUUGGCUGGAGCCGGAGCUCUAGUUUUCUGUGGCUUCAUCAUCUAUGACACCAGCCUGCUGAUGAAGCAGCUCUCCCCUGAGGAGCACAUCUUGGCUUCCAUAAACCUCUACUUGGACAUCGUCAAUCUCUUCCUGCACAUCCUGCGUCUCCUCGAUUCAAUGAAGAAGCACUGAAAGCUGCAGCACCACUGCAAAUUGCUUGGUUGUAAAAGAAUCAUCAAUGUAAAAAUACCUGUUUGUCCUUGGUGAACUAUCUUCAUGGACAGCUGCGCUACUUGCUUUCUUUUUCACAGCAGAUAUUUCACUUGUCAUAGAAGGAAAGCACAGGUGUUACUAAUAUUGGCUCUGUUCUAUUUAAAUGUCCCAGUAGACACUGAAUUGAGUCAACAUGCACAAUAUGAGGACCCCAAAACCCAAGAAGCCAGAUGGAGUUCGGCCAUUAGUAAUUUAAUUUAAUUAUACCUGUGCUUUCCCUACUGUGACAUUACAAAAUGUCUUCCAUGACAAAGGCCUAUUUCUGUUUUUCACCUAACUAGCUUUUUAGAUGAUUGUGCUUUUGUAAUAUGUUAAGUAGAUUUAUAUCAGUGCAGUUUUGUUCUAAAAACCAAAAUGUACAGAUCAUAUUGUGUGCCAGCUUAGUAACUUAUAGAUGCACUACCUAAUUUUAUAUAGAGCGUUCAAGGGAUACUGUGUAUACAUGUAGACGCUAUCACUAGUGUGAUGCAGCUAAAUAUCCCUGUUGUCUAGAUGCAGGUGACCAUGAUGAAGAAAUGAGUCUUUUCCAAAAACACUGUCCAGGGCUUUAAUGCAGGUUCAGCAGAACAUGGGCUACGAACAUGGGAACAUGGGAUUUGGUAUCUGGAAAGACACAAAAAUGAUUAAUCAAUAUUAUGUGAUGAAGGAAUAUUAGAACAGUAAGGUUCUGGUGUUUCUGCAUCACAAUACUGUAGAAUGGGUAGAGUGGUGAAAUGUAGCAUUAGCUGGCUUAUGCUGCCAACUAUUGGCUUACAUUGAUGCAAGAUAAAUGGGAGAAAACGGUAAAUACUGAUAGAAUAAUCACAAA
Molecule: messenger RNA, 1698 nt
Organism: Thunnus maccoyii (southern bluefin tuna)
Lineage: Eukaryota; Metazoa; Chordata; Actinopteri; Scombriformes; Scombridae
Gene: tmbim4
Product: transmembrane BAX inhibitor motif containing 4
Exons: 7
Coding region: 99-809 (236 amino acids)
Biological process (GO): negative regulation of apoptotic process
Cellular component (GO): membrane
Source: RefSeq, a predicted model, not a curated record